AGCCCUGCCAAGGAACUGGCUGUGGGGCUGGGGCUCUGCCAGAUCUGGCUGGGCACAGGCUCCCCUCUGCCGCUGGCUCCUCUGCUGCUGCGGUACUGGGGAUACUGGUGGCGUAAAGAGGGGGCAUCCGCGAGGCACGGGGCAGAGACGCACCUUCUUGCCAGGGUGCAGUGUCCAGGAGAAGAGGAGAAAGGAGGGAGGAAAGGUGAAAGCGCCUGGCUGGGGGAAACCAUCUCCACGGCAACCUCAAACCUCCAGGCUCUGCCUCAGAGCUGCUCGCCCAUCCCCAGGACCCGGUGGGGCAGGAUGAAGCUGCUGGGUGCUGUGUUGCUGGCUGCCAGCCUGCUUGGCACUGCUGCCCGGGGGGAGCAGUCCCCCUGGCCAGAUGACCCUUUGCGGACCUGCUUCUUCCAGAUGCUCGGCGGUGUGGACGGUGAAUUCUGCAGGGGGGAUCUAGAAAUUAUCUACCCGGAGCUGGGUGACGUGGGCUGCACUUACAUCCCCAAGUGCCACCAGUACCGCUGGCGGAUCAGCAGGGAAUGGGGCAGCCCCCGCGUUCGGUACCCCCAGGCUGAGAAGAGCAAGAAGUACGUGCUGGUGCUGGUGGACCCCGAUGCUCCCAGUAGAGCCAACCCCAGGAACCGCUUCUGGAGGCACUGGCUGGUCACCGACAUCCCAGGUGCGGAUCUGAGGACUGGGGACGUCAAAGGGCUUGUGCUGACGGAUUACGUCCGGCCCACGCCUCCGCCCCGCAGCGGGUACCACCGCUACCAGCUCCGCCUGUACGAGCAGCCGGCUCACGAGGCCAUCGCCCUGAGCCCCGAGGAGCGGGUCUCGCUGGGAGCCUGGGCGAUGGAGAGCUUCGUGGAGCAGUUUCGGCUGGGCUCCCCGGUGGCCUCGACCCAGUUCCUCACCAAAUACUACGAGGAUUAGCGCCGGCCAUCGUGCCCUUCCCCUGUGCAGCUUCACUCUCUUCCCCGCACUGCAGAGCCACCUCUGUCCGGACCGGGAGGAGACCCCGGGACCCACCGAGGAUGCACCCACCCUUCUGCCAGCCCAGAUUCACAGCAGAAAUCCCAGCCCCUCCGCUUCCAAAACCUGGGAGGGGUUUCUCUUUCCCUCCGAGGGUAACAUCCCGAGCGGUGUCCUGGGAAGAACGGCAUCACCUUCUUGUCCCCUCGCCCUAUUUCUGGCCUGACCCCCAGCAUGUUCCCCCUGCACCUUGGGGGUCUUGAGCUUUAAUGCCUGCAGCUUUCAGAAUAAAACAUGGAUGGAGCGCA
Messenger RNA from Aquila chrysaetos chrysaetos, 1280 nucleotides. RefSeq names its product phosphatidylethanolamine binding protein 4 (gene PEBP4). The transcript has 9 exons. Lineage: Eukaryota; Metazoa; Chordata; Aves; Accipitriformes; Accipitridae. The record is from RefSeq and is a predicted model, not a curated record. The coding region runs from base 307 to 933 and encodes 208 amino acids.